GGCGUCAGGUAGGCGGAACCAGAGCAUCAGGUGGGCGGUGCCAGAGCUGAAGAGCCUGGUUCAGAUUAACAUGAGAGGGAGUGAAAGUUAUCGGUGAAGCUGCAGAGAGAGAGAGACGGUCCUGACUGAACUGCAGCAGGAGAACAAGCCAACCAAAAUGCAGGCCUCCCACCACCUGCCCCACUGCGCCGUCCUUCUCCUAGUGCUGCUCAAGUUGACCCAGGCCCAGUAUGAGCACCUGGGUUACCCGCUGGGCUACCCAGAGCCAGAGCAGGAGCAGUACACUGCCCCAGAGCUGUCGCCGGACACACCCAGGAUCCAGCUCCGACUGUCCGGAGAUAAGAGGAAGCACAACGAGGGCCGCGUGGAAGUUUUCUACAACGGCGCGUGGGGAACCGUGUGUGACGACGACUUCAGCACGCACGCCGCUCAGGUGGUGUGUCGCGAGCUGGGCUACGUGGAGGCCGUCUCAUGGUCGCCAUCCUCCAAAUAUGGGAAAGGAGAAGGACCCAUCUGGUUCGACAAUCUCCACUGCACCGGCAAAGAGAGGACCUUGGCGCUGUGUCCGUCAAACGGGAUCGGUAUAUCCGACUGCAAGCACACCGAAGAUGUAGGCGUGGUCUGCAGCGACAAGAGGAUACCGGGGUUUAAAUUUGUCAACACUCUGCCCAACCAUGUCGAGAGCCUUGACAUCCAGGUGGAGGACGUGCGCAUACGACCCAUCCUGUCAUCGUACCGCAAGCGCAUCCCUGUGACGGAGGGCUACGUGGAGAUCAAAGACGGUGGACAAUGGAAGCAGAUCUGUAACGCCGAGUGGACGCAGUCUAACAGCAGAGUCAUCUGUGGCAUGUUUGGAUUCCCCGCGGAGAGGAAACACAACGCCAGAGUCUACAAGAUGUUUGCUCGCAGGAGAAAGCCCACAUACUGGGACUUCUCCGUCAACUGCACUGGCAGCGAAGCACAUCUGUCCAGCUGUAAACUGGGCCAGUCUGCGAUACUCAAGACCAACGGCACCUGCACUGACGGGCUGCCCGUGGUGGUGAGCUGUGUGCCCGGCAGAGCCUUCGCUCCGGCGACCAUGACGGGAUUCAAGAAGGCUUUCCGACAAGAGCAGGCACUGGUGCGACUCCGCGGUGGGGCCAUCGUAGGCGAGGGCCGAGUGGAGGUGUUAAAAAACGGAGAGUGGGGCACCAUAUGUGAUGAUAAAUGGAACCUGAUCUCAGCCACCGUGGUGUGUCGAGAGCUGGGCUUUGGCACGGCCAAGGAGGCUCUGUCUGGAGGCCGUCUGGGACAAGGAAUGGGCCCGGUGCACAUGAACGAGGUGGAGUGCACAGGAUUUGAGAAGUCCAUCACAGAGUGCUCCUUCAACAAAGAGUUUCUGGGCUGCAGCCACGAGGAGGACUCUGCCGUCAGGUGUAACAUUCCUGCGAUGGGCUUCCAGGAGCGGCUGCGUCUCAGUGGAGGUCGUAACCCCUACGAGGGUCGCGUGGAGGUGCUGAUGGAGAAGAACGGUUCUCUGGUGUGGGGGACGGUGUGCGGUGAGGGCUGGGGAACCAUGGAGGCCAUGGUGGUGUGCAGACAGCUGGGCCUGGGCUUCGCCAGCAACGCUUUCCAGGAGACGUGGUACUGGCCUGGACAGGUGGGUGCAGACGCGGUGGUGAUGAGUGGCGUCCGCUGCUCUGGCACCGAGAUGUCCCUGUCCCACUGUCUGCACCACGGAGCUCACCUCAGCUGCGCCAAAGGAGGAGGACGCUUCGCCGCCGGAGUCUCGUGCUCGGAGACGGCUCCAGACCUGGUGCUGAACCCUCAGGUGGUGGAGGAGACCACCUACAUGGAGGACAGGCCCAUGUUCAUGCUGCAGUGUGCGUACGAGGAGAACUGCCUGGCGGCCACGUCCAGUCAGGUGCCGGCCAACUCGUACCGCCGCCUGCUGCGCUUCUCCUCGCAGAUCCACAACAACGGACAGUCGGACUUCAAGCCCAAAGCCAGCAGAGAGUCGUGGGUGUGGCACGACUGUCACAGACAUUAUCACAGCAUGGAGGUGUUCACUCACUACGACCUGUACAGUCUCAACGGGACCAAAGUCGCUGAGGGACACAAAGCCAGUUUCUGUCUGGAGGACUCCGAGUGUGAUGAAGGGAUUGAGAAGAGGUAUGAAUGUGAGAACUUUGGAGAGCAGGGCAUCACCGUGGGCUGCUGGGACACGUACAGACACGACAUCGACUGUCAGUGGGUCGACAUCAGUGACCUCAUACCUGGAGAUUAUAUCUUUCAGAUCGUGAUUAAUCCAAACUACGAGGUGCCGGAGUCGGAUUACACCAACAAUAUCGUGAAAUGCAGAUUCCGUUACAACGGCCAGCGCGUGUGGACGUACGGCUGCCACAACGGUGGCUCAAUAAGUCCAGAAACAGAACUGACGUUUCCAGGACUCCUCAACAACCAGGUGACCCACAGGUAAAGACAAAAUAAAGCAGAGGAAGAGGAGUUCACUAAAAUACGGAGUAAAACUCUUCACAGCUCCACUGGUGGAGGAUCUCACCUUCUUGCAAGAAGAACAUGGUCCUAGUUUAAUUCUCUUUUCCCUUCAUUUGUGCAGCAGCAGCAGCUUCUUUUUUUAGUAGAAUAUUUGAUUUCUCCGCCUGUCCAAACAGGACAAACACUUCUUCACCCUCUCACUUCUCUGUGUUUCGAAUCUCUUUGACGGGAAGUGGCAGCUACUAAAGUGCAGCUUCUUGUCCCACGACAGCGUUUUUGUUUUGUUUGUUCGGAGCUCCACGUCGGCACAGUUUGGGACAUCUGUGUCGCGAAAUCAUUGAUAAACAACAGCACGAAUGAUUUUCAUGUGAAGAUAAAUGCAGUAUUAAUCUUCUUCUACACACGAUUUCUUAUCCUCACAGGUGAGUUUUGAGUUCUGCCUGGUCCAGGCUCAAUUUCAGCGUAUACACAGAAUAAACUAAAGUGUUUUUGUCAAUAAUUACAGUUCAUAAAAUUCAGAUCAUUUUGUGUCCUCUGCCUUUUGUCUAAUUGUUCUUUGUCCAUAACUCCUUCAUUUUCCUAUCAUAUUUCCUAUACAAUAUUUUUGUUUUUGCAAGCUAAUCUAAGCUAAGCUUGUGUCUAAAAUCUUUACAUGUACUGUAUUUAAAAAGAGAAACUCAGAAUUCUAACUGUAAUAUCAGAAUUGUAAGGGGAAAAAGUCCAGAAUCAUGAGAUUUAAGUCAGAAAUUAAAUUAAAGUCAGGAUUCAGAGAAAAAAAGAAAAAGAGUCAGAAUAUUGAGGAGAAAAAAGUCAGAAUUUUGAGAUUUAACUAAAAAGUCCGAAUUAUAAAUAUAAUCUUGGAGUUCUGAGGAAAAAAGUCAGAGAUAUGAGAUUAAAUCAGGAUUCAGAGAAAAAAAAGUCAGAAUUUAAAAUUUAAUCAGCUUUAUCCGAGGGAAAAAGUCAGACUCAUGAGAUUAAAGUCAGAAUUCUGAGAAUAAAAGUCAGAAAUAUGUGACUAUAAAAUCAGAAUUAUAAACAUAAUCUUGGGAUUGUGACGAAAAAACGUCAGAAUCAUGAGAAAAUGUUUUAUUUUGUGUCCCCUGCCAUUUGUCCUGUUGUUCAUAAACUCUUGCUGUGACAUGUAGCAAUAUUUUGUUUUUGCAAGCUAAUUUUGAAAUCUUUUCACCUACUGUAUUUAAAAAGAGAAUUUUCCAGCUGCCAGAAGUUUAAUCUUUGCUCAUCAUGUUGAUUGAUGAUGAUGAUUUCACACGAGUCAAACUCCCUUUGCUUUACAAAUACAAAACCUCUGUGUGUUUUUUGUUCUUCAAAUUGUUGUAAAUGUAAAUAUUACACACGUUUUCUUCUUUUGCAAAAAUGAGCAGCGACAUUGUGCGUCUAAAACAUCCGUAAACAGUUGUGACCUCACCAAACCAGACUUUAAACAGACUUGAAACCUUUAACCACAGAUUAUAUUGGUAUUAAUUUACUCUUUCACAUAAUCCUUCUUGCAAGUUUUAUCAGAUGUAUUCUGUCAUUUCCCUGAAAAAUAACUGCAUAUCCUUGAAAGUCUGUACUAAAAUGAGAAUAAGGGCAGAUUUGUGCCAAAAUAAGUCCAUUUAAUUUUACUUUCUUCUUAUUAUUGUUAUUAUUUUAUAAUGUUGUAAUCCUAGGAAUUCUUGUAUUUGUAAAACUGUAUAUACAGCUUUUAAAAUGUGAUAUUUCCUUUUUAUUUUAAUUAAUUCUAAGUGAAAAUGUAAAGUUUUAGGACUUUUAUUCAAUUUUGACCCAAUAAUUUGUACUGUCAAGAGGAUAGAGGAAACAUUUUUUGUGAAAACUUAAGAAGAAAAAAAGAAGAAAGUCUAAAUUCUCAGAUGAAAGUCAGAAUUCUAAAUUUAAGCUCCGAACUCGGAGAAAAAAAGGCAUAAUCUUUGGGAAAAAGUCUGAAUUUAAUCUCAGAAUUCUCAGCAAAAAGUGAAACAGAAUUGUAAGAUUAAAUGUAUAAUUCUUAGGGGAAAAGUCAAAAUUCAGAGAGGAAAGCCAGAUUUCAGGAAUUCUGAGAAACUGAAUUUCGAAGAAAGAAAAGUUAGAAUUCGAAAUUUAACCCCAGAAUUCUGAGAAAAAAAUUCAGCAAAAAAUAAAGAGUCAGAAUUAUGAGAAUAACGUCAAAAUUCUAAAUUUAAUAGAUAGAAAUAAAAACUAGUUGUUAAAAAUGUUAAAAUAGUCUUAUAUGACACUUCAGUGUCAUCUUUCCUUGCGGAGGCACUGUGUUUUCUCUCCAUGAGUCUUAAUAAGGGACUGUCGUUACAUCCUCUCACUGCAUCAUAUUCAUUCAUUCAUUGUCUUUACAAGGAAACAAAAGAGCUGAAUUCCAUUCUGUCACAGGCACCACCUUUGUGUAUUCUAAACACGUUAGUAACGUCUUGCGUUUAAAGUUGAGGUUUUUACACUUGUAUGUUUGUACAUGUUAGUGUUUUUGAAUCCUGUGUAAUUGUAUUUUAAAGUUUUUACAAUGGUGCUAUCAAACUGUGGCCCUCUGUUUUCUGAGGGUACAUGAUUAUGUACAUGAUGAUGUAUAAGAACAGUUUACAGUGAACUGAGCUUGAGAAACAAUGUGUUCAGUUCUAAUAAAGGUCAGAGUUACGAAGCAACCAAAGCUUUGCUUUGUU
This is a messenger RNA of Solea solea (common sole), 5141 nucleotides long. RefSeq names its product lysyl oxidase-like 2b (gene loxl2b). The transcript is spliced from 14 exons. Gene Ontology annotation, molecular function: protein-lysine 6-oxidase activity; copper ion binding. Bases 158 to 2458 code for a protein of 766 amino acids. Gene Ontology annotation, cellular component: membrane. Lineage: Eukaryota; Metazoa; Chordata; Actinopteri; Pleuronectiformes; Soleidae. The record is from RefSeq and is a predicted model, not a curated record. Gene Ontology annotation, biological process: sprouting angiogenesis; peptidyl-lysine oxidation.